This is a messenger RNA of Carassius carassius (crucian carp), 6019 nucleotides long. Its product is annotated as ligand-dependent corepressor-like. Gene Ontology annotation, molecular function: DNA binding. Gene Ontology annotation, cellular component: nucleus. NCBI's taxonomy places the organism in Eukaryota, Metazoa, Chordata, Actinopteri, Cypriniformes, Cyprinidae. The transcript has 7 exons. The coding region runs from base 61 to 1878 and encodes 605 amino acids. The record is from RefSeq and is a predicted model, not a curated record. Gene Ontology annotation, biological process: regulation of transcription by RNA polymerase II.
ACGUCGUCGCCGGGAAGCUCCCGGUAGAAGGCGCGCGCCCGCGGGAGGGGCCGCUAGAAAAUGGCGAGUCUGUGCAGAAGGCAGCAAUGUACGAUCGAGAGGCGCGGCUUUCGGCAGGAGCUUGACUCGUGGAGGCAUAAACUCAUUCACUGUGUAGGGUUUGAAAGCAUUUUGGAGGGGCUGUUUGGACCAGGACUCAUUAAAGAUCUUACCCUCUUUCAAGAUUGUGAGCCGGAGGGUGUGUCAGAUUGGUCGUUUAAUGAAAACUGUCUCUUUUGCUGCUUGAGACGUGAAAAAGUCAAGGAAAAUCUGGUUGGUUUGAACAACCAAGUGUUAUCAGAAGCGGACAGCUUCAAGCAAGAGCAGUCCAACAUUAACAAACUUGAGAAGCAAGCAGAAGAUUUCCUCAAUGUUGUCUUCUAUAGAAAGGCAGACCUCCCGAGAUUUACAGACCCCCACAUUCCUCUAGUGGCUCGUGAAAUCAUGCAGCGAAUGAUCCGACAGUUCGCUGCCGAAUAUACCUCAAAAACCAGCUCAACUCAGGACGUACCCCAACCCCAGUCCCAGCCCAACGGCACCAAGGACCAAAGCCUGCCGAAAGCGCCCUCGCUGGAGCCGGACGCCUCCACACCCGCUGCCUCCGCACAGAAUCCCGUCCUCAGCAAGCUUCUCAUGGCAGACCAGGACUCCCCACUGGACCUCACCAUCAAGAAACCAGAGACUGAACCCAGAGAACAAGAUGGAGUCCUUGACCUCUCAACUAAGAAAAACCACAGUCAUGGUAGUGUCUCACUGAAAAGCUCUCAAGGUUUCUCAAUCAUGCCCACAGUUAAGGGGCGUUCCCAGAGAGCUGAUCACAACUAUCGAGAUGUUGAUGAUGAAGAUGGCUUGCCACCGAGAAGCUUGCAUGAUGGGAUUAGGGAGAACUGUAUUGGUUCUGGACCCCUCAAGCCACCCUUGGCCCGCUCGCUCCUCAUAAAAGAGGAACUCCUGAGUCAAAAACAUCGCCUCCUUGGCCAACCUCUAUCUUUGGCUAGCCUAGAGUCUGCGGGUCUUCUCAACAGCCAAGCCCAAUCCAUCCUUUCCCGCGAUGAGACAUGGGGGAAAUCCCAUCUAGAUGGCCUCCUGAAGCUCAAACAAGUUAGCAGCGACCUCAACGACCUGCCUCUUUUCCAGGAGAACCAAGGCGUGUUCACCAAGGGUACAAAGUCCCAUGAUAGUGGUUCCAUCACAGUAAAGAAAGAACCCGGACAUUCCCCUCCAGUGGACUUGAAGAUCCCGCAAGUCAGAGGCAUGGAUCUGUCUUGGGACUCCCAUGGGAAUUCCUCGGAUCUCUAUACUUACAGCUCUAUAGUUUUGGGCAAUGUGCACUCUGAGAAUGCGCUCAGUCGGAAGUUGAGGGCCAUCUUGCCAAAGCAGAGUCGCAGGGCUGCUCUUGGAGGUCUUCUCGAUGGAGGAGCUGUGGGCGAGUACUGGGGUGCAGACCUCGAACAGCCAACUUUGGGACCUCAGUACCCGACUUCAGAUCCAGAGGCAGACCCGACUGGCUCCAAGCAACCCAGAAAGAAAAGGGGACGGUAUCGUCAGUACAACAGCGAGAUUCUAGAAGAAGCCAUUGCUGUGGUGAUGAGUGGGAAGAUGAGCGUUUCGAAAGCGCAGAACAUCUACGGUAUUCCCCACAGUACCUUGGAGUACAAGGUGAAAGAGCGGUUGGGCACCCUGAAGAACCCACCAAAGAAAAAGCUUAAACUGAUGAUGAGGGCAGAGGGACAGGACUCUGGGAUCACCGCCGAAACCGAAUCCACAUCGACGCCCGCCACUACACCCAUCGCAAUGCAAGUGGAUGUCUUGCAGGAGACAGGAGAAAAAGUCGAGUAGAUAACACAGAACACCUCAUAAAACGGAAAACGUUUUAGAUUCUGACAUUUAAAAAACUAAAAUGAUUUGGAAUUGAGGAUGGGGCUUUAAUUGUGCCAAUUUAUACUUGCAGUAUCUGGGUGAGCACAACUGCAGGGAUUCAUGGGAGGAUUUAAGCCUGAUAACUGGGGAUAAGAAAAAAAUUGGCAGUUAUCACAGUGGUCGCAUUGACACUGCAAACAUUUGCUGAAGUUUUUUACAACAUAAAGCAACAAAUGCGUACUAAAGCCAUAAGAGAGUAUCGACAGAGACAUUUUAUUAAAAAAAGAAAAGCAAGCAGAUUAACCCUUUGUUUGCCCCCUUCAGCUGAACUUUGUGAGCUGCGCCAUUAGUAUUGGACGGCAUGCCAUUUAGAGAAACGAGAAGCGGGUUUCAAGGGUUACGUGCAAGGCUGGAAAUUGACCCUUCAAUGAGGAAUUUAUCUCCUCUGAUUGGUAGGUUUAUGAUAUAAUUCAUGAUCUUUAAAACUAAUUUAUUUCAAAUGGAGUUGGAUUCUCACCAGGGAUCGAUCCUAGGCCCGUUUUUCUAUUAACAGGUAAAAACAAUUGCUUUCAGCUCUUUGUAGUUUCCUCCUUUUAUAUUCUGCACCAUUGAAACAGACUAAGAAUUAGACACGUCCAUUUAAAAAAAUGAAGCUUAAGAUUAGUCAUUCAGGGAUGCAUGUUUGUGAUGUUGAAAAGAUUAUUAUUAUUAUUUUAUUAUUAUUUUUUUUACUUUACUGUAACUAAACUUUUCUUUAACUCUAGCGCUUUCUUUUGCACUACACUUGCAGUCUGGCGCUCGCCAGUGCCUAAAUCUGGCAAUUAGACCUGAUUACCUCGACACUGCUUGCAUUACGCACUUACUGUUCUGUCUGGCAUACUACAUAAUACUCAUUUUACAGUACUCUACUCUUUAACAUUUCAACACCCAUGAAGGAACAAUGCGGACUUAAGCCACACAGGACAGGAACGUGUUUCAGAUUCUCAUCUUUCUACUAAAAUUAAUUAAGGGAGGGUGCACGCAGUCCACUUUUGGCUGAUUCUGCCUGCUCCCUCGUCGCUGCUUACAGUCAGUCACUGACAUAUAUUUAUAAAAAGAAGAGCAUUUUCGCAGAGGGUUGGUUUUGGGGAACUUAGUUGGGGGGAAAUGUAGGUAGGGUUAUAACCAUAUAACCCUGUUAUAUUAUAAAUUAGCAUUCUUUCAGAGAGCCAAUUCUUGUCUCUGAAUAGUUUCUUUUCCUCGUGUAAAACUCAGGGCAACUGAGACAAAUAUAGCGAUCGUGUUUUUAGAGAAACAAUGCAUAUUACCUACUUGAACUGGAACCUUUGACACAAUUCAGUCAUUGAGUCAUUGAGUUGGGUCAGGGGCAGGGCUUUAUACCAGGCGUAGGUUGGGUCGAGCUGAGCCAUGAAUUGGACAUAUCAGUGGGAUGUUAUUCGAAACACUUGGCCAGUUGGGAAUUUUCUGAGAUCUCUCUGAAAAUAGCACUUUGUUUAAAAAUAAGUGAAUAUGUUUGGGUGUGUGUUUUAAAGUAGCUUUUGCAGUAGCAGAUAGCAUAAAGGAGACUUGCAAGAUCAAAGGGGGAGCAUUUCAACGACCCCCGGCGUCCUGCAGCUCAGACCCAAACAUGCUCAUUUCGUUUUGAAAAAAUUAUCUCUUCAAUAUACAGUGGUCGACAGCUUAAAUUCUCAGAUUUGACUAGUGUUGCCUCACUGUUUAUUGUCACAUCGCCCCUUUUCCAAAUCUAAACUGUGUCGUCUGAUGUAUAUAAACCCGAAAAAAGAUCAUAGAUCUGUGAAGAUUUCAAAGAGAAGGCUUUUGGAAUGGCAUGCUCCACUUUGAUGAUGUUUUGAAGGGCAUUCUGGUAUAUAUCACUGCCUGGUGCUCACCCAGUCUGUGAAAAAAAAUUAUACUUCAAACUUCAGGGUUUCUGAUGAUGAAACUGACUCUUUGAAAUGUACCUUUUAUUUAUUUCACUAUUUAAUUUGAAUCAUUAAGUAAAUGGCAUGCACCAGUUAAGUGGAGGCUGAUUUACUAUUUAUAAUCUGACACUUGGUGGCGGGGUUGCCAUCAAAGUAGACAACCGGGGACACUGUCCUGGGCUCCUUUAUAAUAUUAGACCUAGUGAAAUCAAGUAAUUCUAGUAAUUUCCCACAUUGUAUUAGGCUUGAGUAAAUUGUAUAUAUUUCCUACAGUGCUAUACUUGUAAGUCAUUUUAAUUAUUGUUUUGUUAGCUUUGUAUAAUGUAGUUGCAUUGGAGUUAUAGCCAUGUGUGGAGACAAUGCUGAAAUUAAUAGAAAUCAGAGUAUUUUAAUCAAUACAACAUACAAUAGUAAACCACUGAUGUAACAUAUUUGGUUCAGUUUAUAAGUUGAUCACAUGCUACUGUGCUUCUACAAGAAACAAGUCGAAGGAAAUAACUAUGUAUAAAGAGUCAUAACUAAGUUAGAAAUAUAUUCAUACUUAUAAGCUCUACUGUGUAAAUCCUUUAGGUCAUCUGGCAUCAAAUGCACCAACACUUUACCAAUGCUGAGCGUUUGAAGUGUCUAAUUAGAAAUUAGUUAGGUCCUUUAUCAAUCAAUCAGUCAAUUAGAUUUAUUUAUUAAUCAGUGUGAUGUAAAAUACCACUCGUUUUGAUUGACUUUUUCAAUUUAAACAUUUCUUAACCAGUAAUUUUGUCCUUUUUUACAGUAAAAAUAUCUUAAGAUGUAGAAGUCAAGAUAUGUUUUCUUGGUUUUUUAGAAAAUUUGAUGCCCUUGAAUUACAUUUUUCUUACCCUUAUUUUUUAUUUGGCAAAUUUAGGUUUCUCGUUUUAAGAAUACGUUUAGUUGGAUUCUCCAAUAAAAUUACUUUAAUGUUUACUGUUAAACAAGAUAAAAUAUUAGUUUGAAGUGCAACUAGUAAAUUAGUAGUAGAUCUAGUAGAAUUGAAUAUUUUCCCCUAUAAUUGGCACUUAAAAAUGAUUGCACUGAUGGCAAUGACUGGAAGUUGUUUUGCAGCACUUAAAUCUAAAAGUUUCAAACGAUCACUUCUUUAUUUGCUAAUCUAGAAAGUUUUGAACUUUCACAAAGCUACUGUACAUUCUGCAACCUUUAUUUAUCAUCAGCUGUCUGAUUCACUAUGGUGCAUGCCAUUUCAACAUAUUUAUUUAAUUUGACUUUGAUGAUUAAUGUAUCACAGGGUUAACGGCUCCCCCUGUCCAAAACAUCCUCCUCUUGAAGAAGUUAUACCGUCUUCACUCAAAUGAAUGUAAACCAUUACGAAUAACUUUUAACUAGCUGUUUAGAAAAUAUGUCACUUUCACAUUUCAUACUUUGAACAGACUGUUUUAGUUUUUCUCUUGCUGCUCGUGUUUCAAUUAUUUUUUGCGUUUCUCUGAAACGUACACUGUAGCCUUCAGUACUUUCUUAUCUCAGGAUAGAUUCAGCAGAAGGGUUCGCAAUAUUUGUCAGUCGGAUAACGAUGCAGACAUAACUACCUGUACAAGAUGUGCAUAUACAGUACAUGUUAUAUUAACUACAGUCUUUGCACAAUAUACCUCAUCCUUGGGAAUAAACGCACCUUUCUGUGCCACAUCCUUAAAUACCAUUCAGGGGCACGUGGAAAAGGAGCAGUUGAAACUCUGGGAAAUUAUUUUUGUUUUCCUAUUUCACCCUCUUUUUUUGUCUUCUAUGACAGGGAUGGCAAGCGAGGCAUUUCAUGUGUCUGACUGACCAAUAUUUACACCCUUUUCAUUCAGGUACAGAAAAUCAAACUUUUUGAAUACAAUCAAAAGUUUCGCUUAACAUUAUUCUCAUCUUGCCAAUAACAGGUCCCAUCCUUUAAGUUAACUUUUAACGUUGAUCAUCAAGGCAAAUAUCAGAGGAUACUGUAGUACAAUAGCUUCUAUCCCUGUACUCUGAAAUAUGAUUUAACCGUCAUGGGUGUUUUUGUGAAAAACACUAAUGGAGGUUUUGAAGGGGAGAAUAUGGGACAGGUGGAAAUGUUAACCUUCUGUUGUUUCUGUGCUCUCUGUAAACUUGUUUUUAAACUGCAUUCCAAAAAUUUCAAGAGAUACCUUUAUAUGGAAGAAAAAUCUAUACAUAUACAAAUGAAUAUAUAUUAUAUUUAUUUUACCGUU